Messenger RNA from Botrytis porri, 2001 nucleotides. RefSeq lists its product as uncharacterized. Gene Ontology annotation, biological process: carbohydrate transport; transmembrane transport. The record is from RefSeq and is a predicted model, not a curated record. Lineage: Eukaryota; Fungi; Ascomycota; Leotiomycetes; Helotiales; Sclerotiniaceae. The transcript has 12 exons. Bases 149 to 1867 code for a protein of 572 amino acids. Gene Ontology annotation, cellular component: membrane. Gene Ontology annotation, molecular function: carbohydrate:proton symporter activity.
CGGUCUGUGCCUAGAUACGAUUUACAUAUCUUAUGUCGUUAGAAUAACAGAUGAAUGACUUUAAUGAUCGUUUCUUUCGUAUCGCUUUUGUGAUCAACUUUGAUAUCCUUACAGAGAUAAAACCAUUCUUCAUCAAUAAUAUCCCAACAUGGCGAAACCAGUACCAAAAGACACCGAAUUAGAUGCAUGGAAAGAUGCACCGAACGUAGAUGCAUCUAUUCAUGGCAAACAACAACAACAACAACAACAACAUGAACGUGAAGAACCAUCCACGAAAAUAAAAAUAGUUCAAAACAUCGCCCUCGCAGAUGCGACAGCAAAACAAAAACCGAGUCUGUGGACAUGGAGAAUGGGUCAACUCUAUUUUAUUCUUUUCCUAGCCACGCUAAACGCGGCAGUCAAUGGAUACGAUGGGAGUGUGAUGAGCUCGAUCAAUUCGUAUGCGCAGUAUAGGAGUUACUUUGGAUUUGAUCUUACGGAGGGAACGCCGGCGACGGGCAUUGUGUAUGCAAUGUUUACGAUUGGGAAUUUGGUGGGGGCGGGGUUUGCGGGUCCGGCGGCUGAUUGGAAAGGAAGACGGUGGGGUAUGUUUUUAGGCGCGGGAGUUAUUAUCGUGGGAGCCAUUGUGCAAGCUACGAGCCAGAAUUUGGCGGCUUUCAUGAUUGGAAGGUUUAUGCUGGGUGUCGGCGCAGCAAUGGGUCCUAGUUCUGCGUUACCCUAUGUAAGCGAGAUGGCGCAUCCAUCUUUUCGAGGCGCGAUGACGGGUGUUUACACGACGUUUUACUUCGUGGGCGCUAUUCCUGGGACAUUCAUACCAUAUGCUACGAGCUACAUCAAUGGAUCUCAAGCUUGGAGAAUUCCGUUGUGGUUGCAGAUGACGUUUUCGGGAAUUGUGUUUCUUUUGGUGCUGUUCUUACCAGAGAGUCCAAGAUGGCUGGUAGCAAACGAUCGACACGAGGAAGCACUUACUAUCAUGGCCAAAUACCACGGCGAAGGCGACCGUAGUUCUCCUUUAGUGCAACUCGAGCUCCGCGAAAUGAUGGAGGAGAUCUCCAAAACGGGUGCGGAUAAACGAUGGUGGGAUUUUAGAGAAUUGUUUGAUUCGAGGGAAGUUCGUUAUCGUACUAUGUUGACUUGUGCGAUUGCGCUGUUUGGUCAGUGGACCGGGAAUGGUCCUGUUAGUUACUACUACCCCCAAAUGCUAGCAGGUGCAGGAAUAGAAAAUAAUCACACCCAAUUACUUCUCCAAGGCAUGCAAUCAGUCCUCUCCUUCAUCGGUGCCCUCAUAGGAGCAGCCUACACCGACCACUGGGGCCGGCGUCCCCAACUCCUCAUCUCCACCUCCCUCAUCUCCCUCCUCUUCCUCAUCAUACUAAUCCUCAACGCCCUAAACACAAUCACCGAUCCCGAUACUCAUCUCACAGUCGCUAAAUCAGCAGCAGCAUCCAAUGCUGAAAUCGCCAUGAUUUUCCUCUUCUCUUUUGUGUUUGCGGUGGGUUGGACACCCAUGCAGGGACUUUAUGCCGUGGAGGUAUUGAGGUAUGAGAGUCGAGCGAAGGGAAUGGCGGUUUAUACUUUGGUGGGAAAUGUGGCCGGGUUUUAUAACACUUUUGUGACGGGGAUUGCGUUUAGUGGGGCGGGGUGGAGGUAUUAUUAUUUGUUUGUAUUCUGGGAUUUACUCGAAGUGGCUUUCAUAUACUUCUUCUUCGUAGAAACAAAAGGUAGAACACUCGAAGAAUUAACCGAGAUUUUCAAUGCUGCCAAACCAGUCAAAUACUCGUUGAGGAAAUCGGAAGUGGUUAUUCAUGGCGAUGAAGGUGUAACUGAGGUAUUGGAGAAGGAAAUGGGAAAGGAAAUUUUGGGGUGAGGUGAGGUGAGGUGGAACAUUGAUAAAGAUAUGGGUAGUGGAUGUUGUUUGUGAUGGUUAGAGAUUCGGCGAUCGGUUUUCUGGAACUGAAUAGUAGUUAUAGAGAGAAGCGUUUAACGAUUUUGAGCAAUUUG